Molecule: messenger RNA, 3027 nt
Organism: Ramularia collo-cygni
Lineage: Eukaryota; Fungi; Ascomycota; Dothideomycetes; Mycosphaerellales; Mycosphaerellaceae
Product: related to oxysterol binding protein (Osh3)
Exons: 1
Coding region: 1-3027 (1008 amino acids)
Biological process (GO): piecemeal microautophagy of the nucleus; maintenance of cell polarity; endocytosis
Cellular component (GO): plasma membrane; cytosol; perinuclear endoplasmic reticulum
Molecular function (GO): sterol binding
Source: RefSeq, a predicted model, not a curated record
AUGGCAGGCAUCGAGCAGAUCAUCGUUCAUUCCAAGAGCUAUCUGGUGCGCUGGAUUCAAGUCCCCGAACAUCACUCCAUCGCAUGGUCCAUUCAGCCCAACAAGAAGAGCAUCAACUUUGGCAUCUUCAAACAUCYCGGAACCAAGAACGGCCUGAGCCCGAAUCUUCCCGCUCAGGAGACGGUAGAGAAUGCAGGUCAGGCACCGAAUACACCCGCGCUGGACGGAACCAGCGCAUCCCGACCCAACGCGAUGCCUCGGCGAGAAUCUGUGAGCACUAGCUCUACCGUGGUGGAGAAGUUGAAGGGAAUAGGGUUGCGCYCAGUGGCAUGGACGGGAAAGUGUGAGGCGGAUAAGGUGGCCAUGGGACAAUAUGAUGUCCCGGAAGGAGAAGGCGGCACAUACGGACUGGUCUUCGAUAACACCUUCUCCAAGCAAACGUCCAAGAACGUUACGCUCGUACUGAUGACCCAUCCCACGAGCGCGCCGCCAAAAUCAGGACACCAUUUGCAUUAUUCGCAAGCGGCGACGGCUGGAUCGCCUGGAGGCAUUCGCGACAAUUAUUCGCCGUCGAUGAAACCCGUGACAGACUCCAACGAGUCGCUGCCACAUAGCCUGGGCAUUCACCGUGGAGUUCUGGAAGAUCCGCGGCCGCACUCGAAGGGUGGUCAUGGAGUAGAAAGUAAGGGUAUCGAAGGCACGAUGUUUUAUACUGGAGUGCUAUACAAGAAGAGGCGAAGAAAGGGGCAAGGCUUCACAAAGCGGUUCUUCUCGCUGGACUUCACCUCCUCUACACUCUCUUACUACCGCAACCGACAUUCAUCUGCGCUUCGUGGUGCAGUGCCCCUUUCCCUAGCCGCAGUGGGCGCGGAUGAAAAGACCAGAGAAUUCUCCGUCGACUCUGGUGCCGAGGUAUGGCAUCUGAAAGCUAUCAACAAGAAGGACUUUCAGAGUUGGAGAAACGCUCUUGAACGUGCUUCUGGGACCGCGCACGCAUCCACACCGGCAACACCAGCCAUGAUCGCACGGAACCUGGCGCCUUCCGCUGCGCAGAAUCCUCAUGAGCAACGCGAGUGGGCAAGAAUUGAGCAGUUGGUAAGCGAAGUGUCGGGAACGCGGGAUGCCAUGCGUGGGCUUGCCAAAGACACAGAWCCGAAAUACACCCUGGCUACAACUGGCGCUGGCCUGGGCCUAACGACCCACGGAAAUGGUAGCAACGAUCCUAGUCCCCCCUUCAACGACUCAACGAAUCAGUAUUUCCCAGAGGCCACGGAGGACCGUGGUAAAAGUAGGAGGUCUAUCUGGAAACGCACUACAAGCGCAGAGAGAAGUCCGUCUACACUCUUCCGCAGAAGCGUGUCAGCUCAACUUGCGGUACCAUCGCCUACACUCACACCAAGUCACUCUCAAUCGAACGUUCAAAACACACAACCAAGACGGCCAAGCGUUCAAACAACCCCAUUGGUGCCGAAUCCUGAGGUCCACGAACGAUGCAUGGCCGUGCUACAGGAUCUCGAUCGGGCAGUAUCCGGCUUUUCYGCGCUGAUUGCGGAAAGCAAGUCUCGACGUGUCCCGCCACAGUUGCACACUUCAAACUCUCGUCUUUCGAUUGAUUCGGUGGAUAAUCAAGAGUUCUUCGAUGCGGACGACGGUGGAAGCGCGUCACAGCUACUGAACAUUCGUCGCUCUAGCGACUUUGGCGAACAACAGGAAGACAUGUUUGAGAACGCCGACUCUGAUACUAGCAGUGAUGCUGGGGAAGGCGUAGGCGGAUCUGUGAUAUUCUCUCCAACAUCCAAGACUGCGCAAUCGCCUCUGUUUCCUGGCAAGCCGAGCUCCUUGACGCCCCUCCCUCUGCCAAAGACGAAACGGCGAUCGACAAUCAAGCCUCCUAAGCAAGCACCGCCGAGCAUUAUUGGAUUUCUGCGGAAGAAUGCUGGCAAAGAUCUCUCGACGGUUUCUAUGCCCGUCACCGCCAACGAGCCGACGUCGCUCUUGCAGCGUCUGGCAGAGUCGAUGGAGUACGCAAAUGUGCUCGACGAUGCUGCCGCCGCGAACACGCCGGAAGAACGUCUGAUGUUUGUGAGCGCGUUCGCGCUGUCUUACUUUGCCAACAACCGCGUCAAGGAACGCGCUGUGCGCAAGCCAUUCAACCCAAUGCUUGGAGAGACAUUCGAACUUGUGCGGGAGGAUUUAGGUUUCCGCUUCGUCUCGGAGAAGGUUUCUCAUCAUCCCGUUCGAAUGGCUUGUCAAGCUGAAAGUUUCAGUAACGGCGGUUGGUCAUACACUCAAUCACCCCAGCCAACGCAGAAGUUUUGGGGUAAAUCUGUCGAAGUCAACAAUGAGGGCAGAGCGCGCGUGGUGCUGCAUGCUUCGGAAGAGCAUUAUUCGUGGAAUCAAGCGACGUGCUUCUUGCGAAACGUCAUUGCUGGUGAGAAAUAUGUCGAGCCUGUCCAAACUAUGACGGUGCRGAGUGAAACGAGUGGCAUGCGUGCUGUGGUCACGUUCAAGGCCGGAGGCAUGUUCUCGGGACGCAGCGAAGAGGUUACCGUGCAGCUCUUCCACCAGUCUGCGCCAGAUACGGCUUUGUCCCUUGGUCUAGCGGGCAAAUGGACGGAGAGCUUGAGGCGAACGGAUACAGGGUCGACAGUGUGGACGGUCGGAACUUUGGUCCCCGACGCCCCCAAGGUGUACGGGCUCACAUCGUUCGCUGCAGCGCUCAACGAGAUCACGAAGGUAGAGGAWCAUUAUCUGCCUCCCACUGACUCCCGCCUGCGUCCAGACCAGCAGGCACUCGAGGCGGGCGACUCAGACAAGGCAGAAGGACUAAAGGCUCGACUGGAAGAACGUCAACGAGCUCGCCGCAAGCUUUUGGAGACGCACGGCCAGACUUAUAGACCACAAUUUUUUGAGAAGGUGGCCGGAUCCGAAGAAGAAGAGGUUUGGGUGCUAAAGCAGGAGGGCAGUUAUUGGGAAAAGCGCGCCGCGGGCGACUGGUCAGGCGUGCAGGAAGUGUUUGAGCUUUAG